AUGGAUUUAUACAACGAUCCAUUUUUUACAUAUGCGGAUUAUUGUUGGCCGGUAGUCUACCGCGACUGUGACUUCCCAGUGAGACGUCAGCGGCAAACACGUACUUGCUAUGCCUUUUCUACUGUGGAUGCCAUUUCCGCGUCGUAUUACAUGGCUACCGGCCAGAAUUUCAGAUGCUCGGAACAAGAGUGCUUGGAUUUUUUUAUUUCAGACGCCUUCGACUAUGUGAAGCAGUUUGGGCUGUCACGAGAUUCGGACUACCCGUUUCUCGGUCAGUGGCAAAAUGUGCCCUGGACUGACCGACUAAAGACGGUGCCAAUAGGCCCAAGAAUAUACAUUACGGAUUAUAUGCGGCUUGGAGGGGAUCGUAAGGUUGGAAGGGUUCUUGAGAUUGAUCAUGAGACAAUUAGGCGAAAUCUUCGGAUGAUGGGCCCUCUAGUUGUGGGCUUACCCGUAGUGGCGGAGCCAAAAAUUUACAUUGCAGAGGGCUAA
This is a messenger RNA of Salvia miltiorrhiza (redroot sage), 492 nucleotides long. Its product is annotated as probable cysteine protease RD19B. The record is from RefSeq and is a predicted model, not a curated record. Gene Ontology annotation, molecular function: cysteine-type peptidase activity. Gene Ontology annotation, biological process: proteolysis. The transcript is spliced from 4 exons. NCBI's taxonomy places the organism in Eukaryota, Viridiplantae, Streptophyta, Magnoliopsida, Lamiales, Lamiaceae. Bases 1 to 492 code for a protein of 163 amino acids.